UAAAAUUGAUAAAAAUGUUUUAUCUUCACUAUUUUCUCUAAAUAAAUUAAAAAAAUCACACAAAGAUAAGCUAAAAAACCAAAUCUGACAGUGUUCGUGCAUCUAUUUAUGGAAAUGUCGACAAAUUAGCUUGUUUCGUUGUUUCGUCGAGAAAUUAAUUCAAAUAAAUGAAACGGAAAGCUUUUCAUUAAUCAAAUGGAGAGAAACAUCGUAAUCAUAGGCGACGGAUAUGUCGGCAAAACGAGUAUUUUAAAUGCGAUCAAAGACAAGAAAUUUCAGGAACAAAUUCCUAAUGUGUAUGAUGAUUUCGAGUUGUGUCAAACGGUAAACGGCAAACAAUUCCAACUCAAGUUUAUCGAUACGGCAGGCCAGGAGGAAUUCGCAAUGAUCAGGAAUCUUUCCUACAAAGAUGCGAACCUUUUUUUAUUGUGCUUCGCAGUUGACGAUCCAGUUUCUUUCGAAAAUAUGGAAAGUGUCUGGGUACCAGACUUGCAAAACUGUAAAGAUGUACCAGUGGUUCUCGUUGGUACAAAAUCAGAUCUACGCAAAACCAAUUCCUGCAUAAAUCGAGACGAAAUUAUCAAAUUUCAGAAAAAAAUCAAUGCUCUAUUUUACGCAGAAUGCUCAGCGAAGACUUUGGACGGAAUUGAGGAUUUGAAGAAAAGGAUUUUGAAGUUGUUUGCCAAAGAAAAGUCUUGCAUCAUCCAAUAAAUUAAAUUUCUUUUACUUGAAAAUGGCUGUGUUUUAUUUUUUCAAUAAAAAAUUUGUUUUA
Molecule: messenger RNA, 772 nt
Organism: Tribolium madens (black flour beetle)
Lineage: Eukaryota; Metazoa; Arthropoda; Insecta; Coleoptera; Tenebrionidae
Product: ras-like GTP-binding protein RHO
Exons: 4
Coding region: 196-711 (171 amino acids)
Biological process (GO): small GTPase-mediated signal transduction
Molecular function (GO): GTP binding; GTPase activity
Source: RefSeq, a predicted model, not a curated record